CAGCCGCGCGCACAGAGCUCGCGAGCACGCGCACGGGCGGGCGCGCGCGUGAGUGCCGAGUCGCUCGCGCCGUGUCGGUCAUUCGCGCCGUCGUCGUAGCGGUCAUCGUCAAUAGCGUCGCUCCAGCGUCGGCACCGCUAAACGACGAUCGUCAUCAUCGUCACGAAGUACUCUUUAUGAUCAUCAUUAGCCGACAAUCAUCGCCACUGGUCUCUCAUCAUCAGUAGUCUAUCGUCACCAGGCACAUCAUUGCCACUCGUCUGUCAUCAUUAUUCGGCCGUAAUGAUCACGACGUCUAUUGUUGUUAUCAUCAUCAUCGCCGUCGGUCUUCCAUAAUCAACCCGGCAAUAUUCGUGGAGAGUGGUUCUGCAGCGGUUUCAGAUCGCGUUCGAAUCACCGAACAUCGCAGCGUCGCAUCAGCACCGCCGAUGUUUGCUUUCUUUUUGGGAUUAUUUAAAUAUUUGCCGCGAAUAUUAAACAAAAAGACAUUGCACUAAUCAGAGGCGUUCGCGCUCUCCUCUCAAACGCGACGUUCGGACACUCGAACAUUAGGAGCGCAUACUGCGGAACAUUUAUUCGGAUAUCGGCACGCGCAGCUCGGUCAUUUAGCUCGCAGUAUUCGGAUGUUGGAGCGCGAUAAUUUGGGUAAUUACAUUUAGUAGCAGCGUCUGUAACGGGGGACAGCUGGACCAUCCGUCGAGAGACACCGCAAAACCGCAAUUCAGGAUUUCGGAACCGAGUAAGGGUACGUUCAGGAUCGUCAAACGCGAGUUCGGAUGUACUGGCAUCCGUCGGGAUAACAGUGCUACUUUGUUAUAUUGCACGCCCGAGUUGGCAUAGCAGAACGCCGAGUGGGUGUGGUGUCAGUGCUGGCUGUGGCAGCGUUACACGACGAGGCGGCUCGCCUUACGACUUCCCGUGGCGAUGAACAGUGGAGCGACACAAUUAUUGGUGUAGAGUCGCGGUUGUUCUCACGCAGAGUUAUCAUUGAAAUUCGCCGGAAGCGACAUCGUCUCAAUAGAUUAAUAAAUAAAUAAAACUCGGAAGCGACUUUUUAAAACAAAUUUGGUAGCUAAACAACAACUCUGUUAUAUUAGUCUCGUGGCACGUAGAAAGAGAGACACGCGCGCGCGCAUCGCUGGAUACAGACUGUGGACUGUGGAGUGUUGAUUGUGCGAAAUCCUUCGGAAGAGACAAACUUGGAUACGAGAGCAUACCCCAAAUAGCUCGGACAUUUCACGGGGAGAGGCCAAAACGCAGAACAGUUCGAGAAAUGUUGGCCUCCCGAUCGCUGUAAAGGAGGCAAUUUUUUUAGAUAAUUUUCUUUUCUUUCUGGAAUAUUCUCUCUUCGACUAACACAAUAAAAUCCAUAAGGGGAGUGGGGUGGGGGUGGGGGAGGCCAUACGUGGUUCAAAAAUACUUCUCCGGAGACAGACAGUGUUAGACGUAGGAGAGCACAUUCUCUGUGGUCGUCAUGGGGUGCACCGUCAGCGCCGAAGACAAAGCAGCUGCCGAACGGUCGAAGAUGAUCGACCGGAAUCUGAGAGAAGACGGGGAGAAGGCCGCUCGCGAGGUGAAGCUGCUCCUUCUAGGGGCUGGCGAGUCGGGGAAGAGCACCAUAGUCAAGCAGAUGAAGAUCAUCCACGAGGACGGCUACUCGGAGGACGAGUGCAAGCAGUACACGGCGGUCGUGUUCAGCAACGCCAUUCAGUCCAUCAUCGCCAUCAUCCGAGCGAUGGGGAAGCUCAAGAUCGACUUCGGAGACGUUUCCAGAGCGGAGGACGCGCGGCAACUGUUCGUGCUGGCCGGAGUGGCCGAGGAGGGCGUCAUGACCCCCGACCUCUCGGAGGUCAUCAAGCGGCUGUGGUCCGACAGCGGCGUGCAGGCCUGCUUCCGCCGCUCGCGCGAGUACCAGCUCAACGACUCGGCCGCCUACUACCUGAACGACCUGGAGAGAAUAUCGAACCUCAGCUACAUCCCCACGCAGCAGGACGUGCUGCGCACGCGCGUGAAAACCACGGGCAUCGUGGAGACUCACUUCACCUUCAAGGACCUCCACUUCAAGAUGUUCGACGUGGGAGGGCAGAGGUCGGAGCGAAAGAAGUGGAUCCACUGCUUCGAGGGCGUCACUGCCAUCAUCUUCUGCGUGGCGCUCAGCGCGUACGAUCUGGUGCUGGCGGAGGAUGAGGAGACGAACCGCAUGCACGAGAGCAUGAAGCUCUUCGACAGCAUCUGCAACAACAAGUGGUUCACGGAGACGUCCAUCAUCCUGUUCCUCAACAAGAAGGACCUCUUCGAGGAGAAGAUCAACAAGAGUCCCCUGUCCAUCUGCUUCGCCGAGUACACCGGCUCCAACACGUACGAGGAGGCGGCAGCGUACAUCCAGUGUCAGUUUGAGGAUCUGAACAAGAGGAAGGACACCAAGGAGAUCUACUCACACUUCACCUGCGCCACCGACACCAAGAACGUGCAGUUCGUCUUCGACGCCGUCACCGACGUCAUCAUCAAGAACAACCUCAAGGACUGCGGCCUCUUCUGAUGCGGCCGGAUCGUUUGUUCUGCCAGAUUUGAAUCUCUCCCCCACUCCCCCAAAUAAAAAAAACUCUGGUGCAUUGCUCUGGAGGAAGAAAGGAUUCCGAAGAACGCUACCAAACACUCGUUCCUACUCUUCGCGUCGUUUCCCCAGCCUUCGUCGCUGCUUUUGUGAAGUGCGCGUUGCUGCAAGGAGUUUCUGCCCCCCGCCCGAUCAGUGGCGAUCGUUCUCAUUGCUCGCUUGUGUAAUGCAAUGCUUUAUGGGCGGCGUUCGGAUGGAGUCUGUCUUCCCCCACCCCCUCUCCCCCAGCACCCCCCCCCCCCCCACACAAAGGCAACAGAAGCACGAUUGUAGUCGGUUCGUGUUCAAAGCGGGCCCAGCACAAGUACUUGCAGUAGGAAAGAAGAAAAGACAAAACGAAACGUGGGCGCAGGCGGCAAAGCUUUUGCCCGUGGCGUGACGUCACCGCGUUCGGGGGGGGCAGGGGGGGGGUGUACACAGCAGUGACGUGCGGUGAGGUCAAUGGCUGGGGAUGCACUGGCUAGUGUCAGAGCCAGAUUCACACACUGAGGGGCGUGUCCUCACUGAGGGGGGCGUGUUAAACACGUCUUUCUCAGUGAGGCAGAUGUGAUAGCUGCCUCCCCUGGUGCUUUUUCAUUGCAGUUUCAUGACGAGACCAGCGAGCCUAAAUAUCUUUAUACACAUACGUGAAAUAAGUUACCUGGAGUAUGGAAGGCGAGGACAUGAAACGAAGGGGUCUACAAACAUUACAUUGGUGACAUACUGAGAUAGUAACAGGCACGCGCUUAUCGCCCACGCUCCAUCCAGUUACUGAGGGGUUGCGCAAUCAGAGGGGAGGCUGAGCCCGUCGCUGCCUCACCUCUCGUCUCUUCUUGUAUUUGCAGCGGAGCUCCGCAAACUUGGCGAUUUUGACUAUAAAAAUGAUUGGAAUCGUACAUAAAUGACAUUUAUAACACAGAUCAGCGGAAAAAUCUUAAUAUUUAUUUUAUUUGAUUCUCUUUUUUUUUUCGUAACAGCUAUUCUCAUUGGAGUAUGACAGGCGAGGCUCUGCCUCCCCUGCCUCCCCUAACCGCACGUCCCCGGAGUGCACUCUGCUGAAGGGGCCGCGCGUUCGUCCUUCGCGUCGCACACAAAGAGAAGCACAACGGGCGCUGCGCGGACGUGGCGCUGUUUCUGUCACACACAACCCCGCGGGACGUCGUCGAAUCCGUAGCGCGAUCCUUCCGCGUGUGUCCGCUCGCGUCGCCCUCUCAAAGCGCCGGGUCUCUGCCGGAGCGGUUGUGACAGUGUUAUGCAAAAAAAACCAAAUCGCGUCGUUCAUUUUUUUUUUUCUUUGUGAACCAGGCGGGUUUUCUUUUUUCCUCCGUGUAGAAAACCCGAAGAGUGUUGCCAUGGCUUUUAGCUAUCGCUUUGUUUUACGAGGAGCAAAAAAAAUAAUCACAGUAUUGCCAUCUUCAACAAAUGGUUGUUUCCGUAUUCUUGGUACAAUGUGGUUGUUAUACUACUGCUACUUGUGAUAUGAUGUAUCUACAGUGAAGCAGUUGGCACCAUCAGUCACCUCUGUUUCUGGAAUGUAAGAAAAAAUCUCUUUUUAGCCACAGGAAACAUUAUUAUGACGUUAUCAUGUGGCUUGAUAGAAUUGACUGGAUAAAUGCAUACAUGUUUUUAGUGUUAGCGUACCUAGCUUAGUGACAGUGUAAAUAUGGUGAAAUUCUACUGUGUAGGUUUUCGCGCUUGUGCUGUAGAGCUCUCCGAUGUGUAUUGUGUUUGCAUCGUGCCGUGUCCAGCACGGUGUCCGACGUGCUGGGAGCAGAACGUUUAUCAAGAAGCGGCAAUUCCUGAUACCAUAUCGGAGAGCUCGGAGUGAAAUUGGCAACACCCUUUUUAAAUAGUGACACGAUGUCCUGCUAUCCACCCCCCCUCCCCCCAAAAAAGAGUAUAACUUCAAGUGUGUGCAGUGUGGACAUGUAAAUUGAGACAUUCCUCUGAGCAUGUGCAUUUUGUCACGUUGUCUUUUGUAAGAUUAUUGCGAGCAAACGACUUUGCAUUUUCACGAUGUGUGCGGGGCGCUCGGCAUCAUCAGCAUCGCAAUGGGCGUGGCUUGUUGGGGGGUUUCCUGCCUUCGGAAGGCCGCCAUUUUUAAAAGACCCGAAGUUAGCGACCACAAAAAAGUAAGUCAAUUACAAUCUGAAGUCGAUCGAGCGACUAAUCGUCCCAGCUAUGAAUGGAUAUUUUCCAACACUAAUAAUUGGGGUACAAUGUACUACCUUCUUAACAUGCGGUACAAUGCAAUUUGACGGUAAUAUGAACCUGCCCAUUACAUACCCCGUAGAGGUCUAGGCUGCAUAAAACGUAUGUAGCACAUGCUUGUCAGUGUGUUUUGACUGUAUCACGUGGGUGUUUGGAUUUCCGGUUUAUGAACGCUCGGUUUUCCGACAUUUCGCGCGGACGCAAUUGCCAAACUGUGGACACUUUUCGAUGAUCGAAAUCGAAUUUCUGCGUUCACGAAAUUUCACUCUGGCCACUCGCCACGAGAUCAUCAAGGGAGAGUCACCCCGGAGUCUUCGCGUCAUCCAUCCGCGACAGCGUCACGGUGUCCCUGCAGCAGUGCAACGGUGACGCCACCGCAUCUCGCCUUGCCCGUCAUUCCAACGUGCAGAUCUUUUGGCGAAAGGUCCCUUUAGAGGUUAAUUAUUUUAAAUUAUUCAUUAAUUUGAAUUAUUUAUGUGUUCAUUAUUGUAAAAAAAAAUAUUGUGAAAAGUGAUGUAGGUGUAUUAUACAUUUAGGUUAGGAGUAGAGGUGGGACGACUGUCUGAAACACACCCCUAAUUCUUAGUAUUAAAUUAAUGGGUGAAGCCAUUCCGAUUUCGAAUGUUUCGUUUUACCCGUGUUUUUUUGACGAACGCAUCCCUUUCGUAAUUUGAGGGAUACCUGAUUUUGGAAAUUGAUAAAUGGUUAAACGAGCUCGUAGCCAAUUCUAUGCUCUUAAGCAUACUAAAACACCGUUCUUUUUUGCCCCACAAUUGGGCAACCAGGCCUCUCUGUUAUUUGAGCAGCAUAAUGCUGAUACUCACUGAAUAAUAAUGCCAAUAGUGAUACACACUCCCAGUCCAUCCACUGCUGCAUACCAUCGCAUGUGCUGUUGACCAUGUGGGUGGGUUGACUAUACUUCAUCAAGCUGGUCCUCUGCGGGUUGGCGGAAGGGGGGUGAAGGAAUGGCGUGGGAGUGCCGGAUUAGUUCAGAUAGAACUCGCCGUUGAUAUUAACCAUGGCCGAGAGUCAAACUCAUCUCACUGGGUUCAAAGGACAACCGGCAUACUCAUCACCUCCGAUUAGCACGGUUGACUACGCACAGUGCGAAAGAAGUUCAUCAUACAUCACUACAUCACUGCAUUACCGCUCCAUCUGUAGCUGCUGAAUACAUUGGAGUAAUUAGCACGGUCACAUGAAGUGAGUUUUUUUCUCACCCAUACGUGGGCAUUUAUACCAAGUAAUUCUAUACUCUCUGCUUCUUUCGGUAAAGUCACGUAGAUAGAAAAAAUAACAUUAAAAAACACAUUACGAUUUAAAGCUUUCGUGACUGCAGGGAUUCAUCCUCUUGGUUCUUUCGGUAAAGUCACGUCUAAGGGAAAUAAUAAAAUAAUAAAAAUAAAACAUAAUAAAAUUAUUCUCACGACAUUUCGGCCACAACGCAAGCAGCCGUCCUCAGGUGAAGAACAGGUCUGUCGGGAAGACAGAGUCUGAAUGACUUUACCGAAAGAACCAAGAAGAUAAAAAAACACGUUUCGGUCGCAACACAAGCGUCCGUCUUCAGGUGAGAAAAUUAUCUGUAGGAGUGAACUUAUGCAGCCACCACUCGACAAAACUCCUCCCCCUCCCCCCCGUGCCUAUAUGAAGCCACAACAGCAGAUAAUGUUCUCACCUGAAGACGGACGCUUGUGUUGCGACCGAAACGUCGUGUUCUCUUCUGUUAUUUUUUCUACCCACGUGACUUUACCGAAAGAACCAGAGAGUAUUGAUUCCUGCAGUCACGAAAGCUUCAAGUCAAGACCAAGUAAUUCUGUCCAAUAUGUAAUGACAAAUAUGCCUUGGUUCUAAAUGACAUUAGAUGAGGACGAUAAUGAUUAUGGUGACGAUUGGUUUGUUAUAGUUUAAAUGGUCAUUAAUACUCCAGUUCUAUGAAUAAUCUUGUAUAUUUGUUACGCGUGUUUUCUUAAACUGUACUGUAUUAAUAUGUUGGUGGUUGAUGCUGCAUAUAAUGUUGUGAUGUACAAAAAUAUAGUUUCGGCUAAAAGGCUCAUCUUUCUUGUUGGUUAUGAUCCGUGCUUAAUAUAUAUACACGAAAGGUGUCGAAUUACUUUUAAGACUUGAGGAAUAUUUUACGACGAGAAUUGGAAUGAAAAAACAAUUACACUAUACUCUUUGGUUCUUUCGGUAAAGUCACGUAGAGUAUGAAUUCCUGCAGUCACGAAAGCUUCAAAUCAAGAUCAAAUGACACUAUGUGACGCGUCGCUUUGAAAGGAUCGUGGAAGCAUUGCACCAGAGCAGGUUGACACGAAACGUCCUGGUGCAAUGCUGUGCUCUCUCCACAUCGCGUAAAAUGUUACACGUCCUGCGGUGCUGCAUAUGUUACGUGUUUGAGUUUUAGUUGGCGUGUUCACAAAUGCAAGGGAGCACAAUCGAUUGUUUUAGAGAUUUAAUAGAUUCUUCUUAAUUUAAUUGGUGGCGGGCAGAGAUCUGUCCAACGCCUUGUCAAGGAGGACAAAGCAUACACGUUUAUUGAAACAUGAUAACCCACAAAUAAUACCGUUUCAUUGUUACGGUUGUGCUGUACAGCUUGAGUGACGCGUUUUCAGGUCGUACCACGUGUUUGUUUGGCAUGAUGCCUGACGUGCUGGGCUGCGAGCUUCUUCGGGAAGUGAGCGUUGUUCUUCUUCAGUAUCUGAAGCUCACAGCACGUGCCACGAAACGUCAGACAUCAUGCCGAACAACAUAAAACACAUCUGACGGGUUCUGGAAGAACCUCACUUGAGUCUCGAAACUCGAUCAAGAGGGCCCUGCUUGGAUUGUCUGGCCACGAGUUUAACAUUUUUUUUGCAUGGGGAGAAAAUUGGGAGUGAUUAAAAAAAAUUACAUUUAUAAGAGAAUAGCACUCAAAUUCCUUAUUGACAGGACUGCAACCGACUCACUGGACUCACCCCUAAAUGUUCCUCGCUGCUAAUUAAAUACGCCUCAAGUUAAUUAAUUACAAACAUGCUUCUGCCUCAAGGCGGUUGAUGGUCUUGUUUCCAUUUAGUCGUUUUUUUCUUCAAUUAAAAAUAACCAUGCUGUCGGUAAAAAUGCCACGAGGAUGAAGAAUAGAACUUGAAUCUCACAAAGCAGUAUGCUCCGUGCGUGUCGGACAACAGCUGCCGACAAGAUUUUGACACGAGACUUUUCCCAAAAUUAUUUUCAGGCGGCCUUUUUUUUUGUAUCACUUGUGCACGUAGGUUAGAUGUCACACGACAGUCAAACCACCAUUCUUUCAUUCUCAAGAGCUGGAAUUCGGAAGAAAUAAAGUGUAGAAACUCAACGUUAUUCGGUUGGGUGUUUAUUUUGUUGUUGUGCAGUCACUGACGACCGGUGUUUCGACCAUUAACUCGCUGCACUUGAGAAUACCUUUUUUUUUUUUACAAAAUCGCUGACGACCGAGACGUGGAUUUUUUGACGGUGCCGACUCGGUUGCAUUUUGGGAGACGAAAAGCCCAAAGUGGCAUUGGAACCUGCGGUGGCUAUCGAAUCGCCAACCUGUGGAGCACAUCUGUUCGGCAAUGCCCCAUUGAGUCGUGACCGGCGACCAUGAAGACGCUGACGCAGCUAAGGAGCGGUCGAGUUGUGACUUCCGAAGGAAGCUAAACUUCAGCAGUACCCUUGUUUGUUCACGUGACUUAAUACGAGUUCAUUAUGUCACAACCCAUUUACGGUCUCACGGUUAAAUCGCAUUAUUAGCUGUUAUUGGCCACGACGAAAUUGGAACUGCCGCAGAGGUGCAACCUUAGACGGUACCUACAAGUAAGACGUUAAACUGGACAUCUGCGAACAACAGGGCUUUAUAGCUCAUCGGAUUACUCCAGAUAUAAAUACAUAUUCAGAUUGUGAUGUAUUCGUUGGCAGCGUCUCAAGACAUUCCCAAUGUCGCUCCCGUCGCCCUCGUCUAGAUCACCAGCCUCGACAUCAACACAGAACGCUGCCAACAGAUGCCUGGUGGUCAGCAUUGAGGUCUACUGACCGACAUGAACCCCGAGUUGUAUUAAUAAUGCAUUCUGAAAAUACCGAUGUCAAUGUAUUCCAGAAUAGGAUGUGCUUAAGAUUGUAUUGGGAAGCAUGUACAUAAAUAUAUAUUUUUAAAUUGUAUUUUCCCUAAUUUCGUGAUGACAUUGAGCAGGUAAUUACUCAAGUAUUUCACAAAGCGUUGGCUAGUAAUUAUUUAAACAUGUUUUACCCCUAAAUAAUAUAAAAAUGUUUCGUUAGUAUUUUAAUUGUACUCAUAAAAAAUAUUUCAGUUCUGAAAGUGACAUUUUCUACGGCUUAAAAAGACGCUGCAAGUUGAUAUGCAGCAGAUUAUUUGAGUCUCUCCUCAUCUCACAUUGUCUAGACAUUAUUUGCCACUAAAUGUGUUUUUUUAGCGUUAUGUAGAAAAUGUAUCUUUUGUGCCUUAAUUUUAUCGGGAUCUCUACGCUAAUAAACGUUACGAUGGGGGUUUCUUGUCAUUUAUGGAUCUGAUUAAUCAUGGAACACAAGACUUGUGUAUUUGUGAAAUAUUUUAAAGCCGAAAGUAAUUUCAUUCGAAAGGAAGUGCAGUUUGCUGUUAAUGGGUAUCGUAACACUAAUGCGUGACGUUAGCAAUGUACUCAACAUUUCAGUAUACAAUUCUAUCUUUUUUUAGUUUGAAUGCUUGUUUACAGAAUUAUAUUUGUUUUCUUUAGUUAUUACUGAGUCUGUAAGGCAUUGAACAAACUUGUUUUAUUUGCUGUGUUGCUACUGUAGCCGUUAAUUCAGUAAAGUCUUUAAACAUGAAA
This is a messenger RNA of Lethenteron reissneri (Far Eastern brook lamprey), 9612 nucleotides long. RefSeq names its product guanine nucleotide-binding protein G(i) subunit alpha-1. Lineage: Eukaryota; Metazoa; Chordata; Hyperoartia; Petromyzontiformes; Petromyzontidae. Gene Ontology annotation, cellular component: heterotrimeric G-protein complex; cytoplasm. The record is from RefSeq and is a predicted model, not a curated record. Gene Ontology annotation, biological process: adenylate cyclase-modulating G protein-coupled receptor signaling pathway. Gene Ontology annotation, molecular function: GTPase activity; G-protein beta/gamma-subunit complex binding; GTP binding.